UAGACCUUACAUGACAAUGGGUACAUUAAAAGAACAAGUGAUUUAUCCAGACACACUACAAGAUAUGCUAGCGAAAGGGAUCACUGAACAAGACUUAGAAGCUUGUUUAACUCGAGUACAUCUUUACCAUUUAAUCCAAAGAGAAGGCGGUUGGGAUGCAAUGGCUGAUUGGAAGGACGUUUUAUCAGGAGGAGAAAAACAAAGAAUGGCGUUUGCUAGAAUAUUUUAUCAUAAACCUUCUUUCGCCUUACUAGAUGAAUGUACUAGUGCUGUCAGUAUAGAUGUUGAAAGUGACAUGUACCAAUCAGCUAAGGAUUCUGGAAUCACUUUACUUACUAUUACACAUAGACCUUCAUUAUGGAAAUUCCACUCUCAUAUAUUACACUUUGACGGCGAAGGUGGAUGGAAAUUGACGUGCCUUGGUGAUAUGGAAAAAAAUACUGGAGUACUCUCAAUUGAACCAAAAAAUGAUAAAAUGGUGAAUGGUGUUUAAUGGGAAAAUCAAAAACAUAUCUUGCCUAUCUUAAAUUAAUUAUUUAUAAAAAUGUGAUUAUUUAUUUAAAAUUAUAUGUUAUUUAGGCUAAAAAAAAAAGGCUAUAAAGUGAUAUAUGUGAAUAUUUCAUGUCUUCCAUUUUUAUGUUUAGAGUGAAGAUAUGAAAUAAUUAGUUUUAAAAAUUGUAUAGAUAGAUAUAAUGUUUUUAUUUUACAUUCAAUAUUCUUUUUAUUGAAUUAUUGAUUCUUAUGUAUUUAUAAAUAUAUUGUGGUAUAUGUAUUAUAAAAAAAAAACUUCACAACACCUUGUUAAUAUAUUUUUAAAGAAAAAAAUGAAUAAAAGCUUAUGACAUUUUACUUAAACAGAUUAAAUUUCUCCACAAAAUUAAAAAUAAAUUUGAAUAAUUUAAUUUUAUCAAAAUAACCUCGCUUAGUUGUGAUCAAAUUUUAAAAUGCAAACUGUUGAAUAUAGUGAAUUUUAUUUAAAAGAGUUAAUGUUACUUAUCAAGUAGAUGUUUUUCUCUUUAUCAACAUUUUCUCGGCGUAAAUUCAUUGUAAAAAUAUAGAGCGUGUUCAGUAAGUAAGGAAACAGAUUUUUAUUGUUCUUAUUAUUUGUAACAACUGACCUGAUUCCUUACUUACUGAACACUCUAUUUAUCAUUAUUUUAUAUACCUAAUUUUAGCUCUGAUUAACAAUAAAAAAUAUUUUUUUGUACUAUA
Messenger RNA from Daktulosphaira vitifoliae (grape phylloxera), 1212 nucleotides. RefSeq names its product ATP-binding cassette sub-family D member 1-like. The transcript is spliced from 4 exons. Gene Ontology annotation, biological process: long-chain fatty acid import into peroxisome; fatty acid beta-oxidation; peroxisome organization. The coding region runs from base 11 to 493 and encodes 160 amino acids. Gene Ontology annotation, molecular function: long-chain fatty acid transmembrane transporter activity; ATP hydrolysis activity; ATP binding. The record is from RefSeq and is a predicted model, not a curated record. NCBI's taxonomy places the organism in Eukaryota, Metazoa, Arthropoda, Insecta, Hemiptera, Phylloxeridae. Gene Ontology annotation, cellular component: peroxisomal membrane.